Messenger RNA from Annulohypoxylon truncatum, 468 nucleotides. RefSeq lists its product as uncharacterized. The transcript has a single exon. NCBI's taxonomy places the organism in Eukaryota, Fungi, Ascomycota, Sordariomycetes, Xylariales, Hypoxylaceae. The record is from RefSeq and is a predicted model, not a curated record. Bases 1 to 468 code for a protein of 155 amino acids.
AUGGCAUUGGGUAGAUGGACGUUCCCGACUAGCAGAAAACAGUCUACAGCAAGCUCUGGUACUAACAGAACGACGAACGGCACAACAACACCUACCGACAACGAAGCUCAGGAGUCGACCAAGAGCCCAUCUCGUUUGCUACGGACCUUUACCGGAGGUUUUAUGUCACAUAAAUCCAAAAAGUCAGUUGACCGUGACGAGCUGGCCCAUCUAAACAGGCCAUUCAACCAACAAAACUUGGAACAUCAGAAGAUACUGAACGCUUUCGAAUGGAACUUUGGGAAGAGGAAAUCGAGCCGCAGCAGUAGAAGCAUCGCGAGUGGCAUUAGCCCCAACGCUUCGAGGAAUAAUAGUGUCGACCGUGGCCAUAUGUCCCAUUAUGCUCCGACGGAGACGCAUCCUCGGUUCGAUACCAGCUUAGCUCGCCAGCCAACUCGAGAAGACCCCCGAGAAGAAUCGGAGAAAUAG